AUGAAAGCCUCGUUGAAUCGCUUUCGUGUCCAGCGUACAGCCCAGCAGGACUCGGGCGCGGCGGCCCGCAUUGCGCCGCUGCCUGCGUGCCGACGCUGUCGCCAGCUGAAGAAACGAUGCACGCGCACGGCGCAGGGCUGCUGUGCGCUAUGUGCGCUCACUGGGCGGCCAUGCUCCCUUAUGGAGGAGGCAAAGUCGCCCGUGAGCCGGGAGAGGGAGCUGCAGGCGCGAAUUGAAUGGCUGAGCGGCCUGGUCGAUCGGGGGCUGCCAGCCGGGCAGUCUGUUCGGGAGCUGGAGACGGGCGCAACACUCACGGGGGCAGUGAAUGCGGUCCCCACGACUCCAGAGGAUAGAGAGAGCGUGUCCAUUGCGGGCAGCCGCCGAUAUCUGCAGGCGUACUUUCGCCACGUCCACCGUGCAUAUCCCUUUCUAGACAGCGAGGAGGUCAUGACCGAGUUUGACGCUCUCUGCCAACAACAUGCGACCAGCGACGAUGGCUGCUUGCCUCGCGCCUGCAUCCCCUCGCGACUGUACGGCGUCAUGGCCAUCGGUGCCACGACGCUGCAGCGCGCCGGCGAGGCUCUGGAUCCCGCCGACGGAGGGCCCUUUGAGCCCUGCGCGCAGUCGGUCAUCGAGGAAUGCGUCGCGAGCAUCGACAACACAGGCUCUCUGGGCACGCUGCUGCUGCUGGGCCUGCAUCUGCUCUUCCGCCCAACGGAGAUCAGCCCGUGGGCCGUCGCCGGCAUCCUGACGCGCCAGGCCAUCGCCUCGGGUCUCGUUGGCGACAGCGGCCAUUUCGACGCCGCCGCCAGGGUCUCGCCGCGCGACCAGGAGCUGCGCCGGAGGCUGGGCUGGUCCAUCUACGUCUUUGACCGCAUGAUUGCCGUCUCAUACGGCGUCUUGGUGGGCAUCGCCGAGACCAAGAUGCGUCUGCCCUUGCCGAGCAUCAUGUUGCACAAGUACGCCGCUGCCGACGGCCAGCAAUAUACCAUGGCUCUACAGGUGAGCCGCCAUGUCAUUGCUCUGCGUCACCUGGAAACCCGCAUUGCGAAAGCAGUUCAUGGCCAUCUCGCCGCCACGGGCAGCAGCAGCGGCAGCAGCAGCAGAGCCAACCCCCCCCAGCCGCUGUGGAUGCUGCGACAAGAUCUCCGGCGCCAGGUCGAGGACUGGUACACCCAAGGCUGUCUCCUGUCCAGCUCGGCGAUCUGGGAGCAGGAUCAAGUGCCCUUCCAUAACACCAUCACCUGGCUGAAUGUGCGGUAUCAGAACCUGCUGCUGCUGCUUUACAGCCCGCCCUCCGUAGCUCCCAGCGCCCCCCUGGGCCCUGUCGCCGACGAGGACGUCCGGUCGCUGGCGGAGCUGCAGGCCGCCUCCAACCGCUACGUGCAUCUCAGCUGGGUCCUUUAUGAGCAGCGCCACUUGCCUUUCAACAGGAUCACGCUCAACCGCCUCCUCUCGCUCGGCGCAGUGCUCUUGUACUGCGUGACUCGCUCGACAUCUUUUCUCCUUGCCUCGGAGGAGAUCUCCCUCUGUGCCUCCCUCCUGAAGCUCUUUCCGGCUCCCUGGGAGGCUGCCCAUCGCGGAGCAGACAUUCUUGACCGCUUGGUAGAUCUCAUUGCGCCGCCAGACAGUGCCGUAACUCCUGCUACUGCUGCCGCUACCACAACAAGGAAUAGCUGCUCGUCCUACUGA
This is a messenger RNA of Penicilliopsis zonata CBS 506.65, 1692 nucleotides long. RefSeq lists its product as hypothetical. Gene Ontology annotation, biological process: DNA-templated transcription; positive regulation of transcription by RNA polymerase II. Gene Ontology annotation, molecular function: sequence-specific DNA binding; zinc ion binding; DNA-binding transcription factor activity, RNA polymerase II-specific. The transcript is spliced from 2 exons. The coding region runs from base 1 to 1692 and encodes 563 amino acids. NCBI's taxonomy places the organism in Eukaryota, Fungi, Ascomycota, Eurotiomycetes, Eurotiales, Aspergillaceae. The record is from RefSeq and is a predicted model, not a curated record.